Molecule: messenger RNA, 942 nt
Organism: Elephantulus edwardii (Cape elephant shrew)
Lineage: Eukaryota; Metazoa; Chordata; Mammalia; Macroscelidea; Macroscelididae
Product: olfactory receptor 5B3-like
Exons: 1
Coding region: 4-942 (312 amino acids)
Biological process (GO): G protein-coupled receptor signaling pathway; sensory perception of smell
Cellular component (GO): membrane
Molecular function (GO): G protein-coupled receptor activity; olfactory receptor activity; odorant binding
Source: RefSeq, a predicted model, not a curated record
UCAAUGGAGAAUAAUACAGAAGUUAUUGAGUUCAUCCUGCUAGGACUAACCAAUGUCCCAGAGCUGCAGGUUCCAUUCUUUGUCAUGUUCACUCUCAUAUAUCUCAUCAAUGUGAUUGGAAACCUGGGGAUGAUUAUGUUGAUAUCGCUGGACUCUCGUCUCCACACACCCAUGUACUUUUUGCUCAGUAACUUGUCGCUGGUCGACCUUUGUUACUCCUCAGCUGUCACUCCCACAGUAUUGACUGGGCUCCUUAUAGGAGACAAUAUCAUCUCCUAUAAUGCAUGUGCUACUCAAAUGUUCUUUUUUGCAGUGUUUGCCACCGUGGAAAAUUUCCUGUUGGCCUCUAUGGCCUAUGACCGCUACGUAGCAGUGUGCAAGCCCCUCCAUUACACCACCACCAUGACAACAGGUAUGUGUACCUGUCUGACAAUAGGUCCCUAUGUUGAUGGCUUACUGAACGCUGCCAUCCACAUUGGAGAGACCUUCAGUUUCUCCUUCUGCAUGUCCAAUGUUGUCCAUCACUUUUUCUGCGAUGUUCCAGUGGUCAUGGUUCUCUCCUGCUCUGACAGACAUCUGAAUGAGAUGGUCCUUGUUUUUGUAGCAACAUUCAACAUCUUUUUUUCUCUUUCGGUUAUCUUAAUUUCUUACCUAUUCAUUUUUGUCACCAUCUUUAAAAUGCACUCAGUUGAAGGAUACCAGAAGACGUUAUCCACCUGCGCUUCCCACCUCACUGCAGUCUCCAUUUUUUACGGGACAGUCAUCUUCAUGUACCUGCAGCCAAGCUCCAGUCACUCAAUGGAAACAGACAAAACAGCAUCGGUGUUCUAUACUAUGAUCAUCCCCAUGCUCAACCCUUUAGUCUACAGCCUGAGGAACAAGGAAGUCAAGAAGGUAUUAAAAAAAGUAAUGGAGAAGGCCAACUUGUUUCGUGGCAUAUGA